GCCUCCUUGCCUCCUCUCUGUCUUUUGUGCAAUACAUUUACUUUUUCCUUCUUACUUUUUCCUUCCUGAGGAAGGAAAGAGAAGCAAACCCUUUAAAUUUUCCCUCCAAGAGCUCGAACAAUUUCUUUCUCCUCGAUGAAGGCUUUCAAAUUUUGAAUCCCAAAUUCUCUCUCUGUGCUUGUUGUUGCUCUAGCAUUUGUCAAGUGGCCGUUCCCCCGCCGUCUCCUGACAAAGCACAUUAUGGCCGCCCCUGCUCCAGCCAAGGAAGAGGAGAUCUAGAAGAUUGGGAAGCUCAACUCGGUGCUGGAGGAGCAGGCGAAGUUGCUGUGCAUGCAGAGCCAGAUUUGGAGGGACCUCGACCGGGCCAACGAGGCCACCACCAACGCCCUCCACACUAACCUCAAGCAGGUCCUAGCGCAGGUCAGCAAGGAUGACCACCCUUGCCGUCGCUGACGAAGCACAUUAAGGCUGCCCCUGCUCUGGCGCUCGCUCACUUCUCUCUCCACGCUCGUUAUUGCAUACGAGUCCAAGUUAGAGCAUUCCUCAGACCAAUAAGUCAUGGCCGUAGAGAUAAGUAUGCAAGAGAGUGGUUUCUGGAGACACAGGCUGCAGAGAUUGGAAGCGAUGUUGACGCAAGACUCCGUCUCGUGCGAUGAGACCACGACCCAGGAGCUAUUCACUGCUGCAAAACAAGGCGAUGCGGACGAAUUCGUCCGAGUCGUAGAACGUUGCUGUUCCGAGCGCAAUCUACGUCUGUGCCUGCGGGCCAUUCUGAGCCCCUCCCGAAAUUCGUUGCUCCAUGUCGCUGCGGGCCUCGAGAGAGACGAGAUCCUGAGAGCCAUCAUCAGCCACUUUCCCGACCAGGCUGUGGCCGGGAAAAAUUGCAGGGGAGACACCCCACUUCACUUGGCCGCCAGGGCCGGAAGGGCCCCGCGGCCCGGGUGCUCAUUGGCCGAGCAUCGGACGUUGGUGGGUGCGAGAUGCGGCGGGCUCUCGUUCAAGUGAAGAAUGAGAGGGGAAACACCCCCCUGCAUGAGGCCGUUGUGAACGGCCACCUUGGCGUGGCUCGGAUCUUGAUAGGUGAGGACCUGCGACCCAUAUAUUUGGAGAACAAGCAAGGUAAAUGUCCGAUGUAUCUGGCCGUCGAGAGUGGCGACUUGGAGGUUCUCAAGCUUCUGUUGGCAGUGCCGCUGGAUCCAUCAAGGAUUCAAGGCGUGUCGCCCGUUCAUGCGGCUGUCUUACACGGCAAACUAGGCAUGCUACAGGAAAUAUGUGGGAGAAAUCGACGAUUGUUUGAGUUGAAAGAUGAUAGACGAGGCACCCCCUUCAUUUGGCAGCAUAUAUCAAUUACUGUGAUGGCAUCAAAUUCCUACUUAGAGAAUUCACCUCAAGUGCAGUUGAAUAUGAUAGAGACGGCCAUUUUCCGAUUCACGUUGCUUGUAAGGAGGGUCAUGUUGAAGCAAUGAAGGAGCUGCUUCGGCAGUGGCCAGAUCCCACGGAGUUGAUCAAUCGACAUGGACAAAACAUCCUUCAUAUCUGCGCCAAGCAUGGAAGAAUCCGGGCAUUGAGGUACAUACUUGGGAAUGCCAACCUAGAGAAGCUCAUCAACGAGAGAGACAAUGACGGGAACACUCCUCUGCAUUUGGCCACAUUGCCGUGGCACCCCGUCGUUCUGCUUGAUCUCGUGCUGGACAAAAGAGUUGAUUGCAAGCUUCUCAACAACGAAUGCUUGACGGCUCUUGACAUUGCGACAGAGCAAAUCAAAAGAACGGAUACUACGCUUCAAAAGAGAUUACCCUCAAUGAUUUUGAAAUCUGCCGGGGCACCUACAAGUAAAGAUUUGGCUAUCUAUAAGUCAAGAAAUCAAGAAAUUAUGGCGGAAUUUACAGUCCUUGCUCUCCAAACCGGAGGUAUAUUGAGGGGACAGGCAAAUGCUCAAACUAUCGUCGCCACGCUAGUGGCAACCGUGACCUUUGCGGCUGGUUUUGCGGUUCCUGGAGGUUUCGUUGAGAGUUCUCAACCUAACCAGGGAACGGCUACACUGCUGAACAGGCAUAUGUUCCAGGCCUUUGUCAUUUGCAACACCAUCGCAAUGUACAGUGCCAUAGGUGUGGUUAUCAUGUUGUCUUGGGCACAAUUGAAUGACUCUUACGUUGCUCUAACUGCCCAUAUAAUUGCAAUAAAAUGGCUGUUGGUAGCUCUCGGAACAAUGUCCGUAGCAUUUAUGGCUGGUGGCUAUGUGCUCGUAAGCAAAUGCACCUGGCUCGCCUCUCUUGUCCUGUUGAUUGGAGCUAUUGCCCUAUACCAUAUCUGUGCUCUGUACAUGGCAAUGUACGUUCCUUUCGUGGUAAAUAUGCGCUAUUUCAACUGCAUAGCCUUCCAUAUCAUCCGCCUAGGAGUCGCAAUAUCGAGAAUUUUUCGUUUCCCCGAUGUCCUGCAAGAUGAAGACUUGCGACCUGCAGGCAUGAAUGGAACAAGGACAACGGUGGCGUUGAAUGUGAAUGGCCCGGCCACUUUGCCUCCAUCCAAUGGCACUUAGCCUUGCCGAUGGAUUCGAGGCGAACUUUUAUUAAAGGUCGCCUAUCUUCUCCACUUUGAGCUUCUUUGCUUCACACGUAGUCGCGUGGUCAAGUUUCAGGAAUUCUGUUGCAAUUGAUGGGGACAGCCUUCUCUUUACUUUUGUUUGACCAUGGAAAAACCGCACCGUCGUUGCUUGCAUCGACUGGGUGGUAAAUAAUGGAGACGCCGAUAUUUCAGUCUGUCAUUAGACAUCUUCCGGUAUUCGGAUGUGCAGCUAUCGGUCUACUUGG
Molecule: messenger RNA, 2810 nt
Organism: Eucalyptus grandis
Lineage: Eukaryota; Viridiplantae; Streptophyta; Magnoliopsida; Myrtales; Myrtaceae
Product: protein ACCELERATED CELL DEATH 6
Exons: 3
Coding region: 1463-2539 (358 amino acids)
Cellular component (GO): plasma membrane
Molecular function (GO): protein phosphatase 1 binding; protein phosphatase regulator activity
Source: RefSeq, a predicted model, not a curated record